UAACUUUCCCAUGCUGCUCCAAUUCCACUUCCUCGCCGCAUAUGACGUCUUCACAGCAACCCAUUCCGACGGCCAAUACAGUCAGCGGCUUGCCGGUUACAACUCCGCCCGAUAGAAUCAGCGGCUUGCCGGAUUCAAUUCUCUGUCAUGUACUCUCUUUUCUCUCAACCAAACAUGCUGCAACCACAAGUGUACUCUCAAAGAGAUGGAAACCUCUAUGGCUCUCGGUCUUCACCUUUGAUUUCGACGACACAGCCUUCAGAUUUUCCCCCUCAAGAAUUCUCUCUGCCAUGAACUCGACAUUGCACCAGCGAGACAUCGCACUACCAAUCCAUUCGUUUCGCUUAAUAUAUCAUCCAUAUUCUCUUUGCUACCAAAAUGAUAUCAAUCAAUUUAUUGAGUUCGUCCGAGAUAGAGGAGUACAAAACUUCACCCUCCACCAAAUGGUUCGAGUUUGGGAUCGGCCAUCAAUUGAAUUACCUCGUAGCAUUCUCAAUUGCGAGACACUAGAAGUUCUUAAGUUGAAGGGCAUUAAGAUUGGAGAUAUUUCUCAUAUGCAGGAUUUACAUCUACCUAAGCUUAAAACUCUCCAUUUGAAAGACGUACUUUUUGAAUGUAAUCAACAACUCUACAAUCUUUUAUUACGAUGCCCGCUUCUACAGGAUUUUGAAUCAAAACACAGUAUCAAUAUCGAAGACAAUAAAAACCUUCAUCUCCUAGAAACUUACGAGGCCUUACCUAAUUUGAUCAAAGCUAAGUUAAAUGAUGAUCUUAUAAGAUGUCCGUUGAGUAUGCUUCGUAACACAAUCAUUUUGUGUGUAGAUAUGAGUAAGCGUUUAUGUUUCUUCGGCAAUCUUGUCUUGUUACGUUCUAUUCCCACGUUUCAAAGAUUGACUCGCUUGGAGCUUAACUUUAAAGAUAUCGAUUGGUUCGACAGAUGCAUCUGGUUGUUAGCAAUACUCAAACAGUCUCCCAAACUUCAAAAUCUUAUCAUUCAGGACACUGGAGUUCUAGAAGAGAGGAAUGGCAUAUGCUGGAAGGAUCCACAAAUUGCUCCAGAAUGUCUUUCAUCACAACUUAAAACUUGUUGCAUUAGUGGUUACAGAGGCACCGGCUGGGAUUUCAAAUUUGCCAAAUAUAUAAUAGAGAAUUCAAAAGUACUCAACACUAUGACAAUUCAUAGUAAAUGUUCCAUACGUAUGAAUAAGAACCAAAUGUUUGAUGAUUUAUCUUCAUGCACAAGGGCCUCUACAACAUGCAAACUUUUAUUUGAUUGAUUUUCAAGGCUACGCCAUAUCAGCAAUAGAUCCGACAUAUGCAACGCAUGUGAUGGUUUGAAAGACUUGAACUUUGUUUCAAAUUUUCCUCUAUAUCCGGUUUCACGUUUUCAUGUAAUUAGGGGAUUCUAGAUGCUCUUCACUUUAUUUUUUAAUUUUCUUAUUGGUCAUUGUUUUAAAUUUGGGAUUAUAUCAGUUUUUGUUUAUUUGUUAUUGUUUCUCAAGUUUGCUAAUGGUGUAUUUUCU
Vicia villosa (hairy vetch) is the source of this 1523-nucleotide messenger RNA. RefSeq names its product FBD-associated F-box protein At4g10400-like. The transcript is spliced from 3 exons. NCBI's taxonomy places the organism in Eukaryota, Viridiplantae, Streptophyta, Magnoliopsida, Fabales, Fabaceae. Bases 42 to 1277 code for a protein of 411 amino acids. The record is from RefSeq and is a predicted model, not a curated record. Gene Ontology annotation, molecular function: protein binding.